AUGCCCUCAGACAACAACGAUAUGGGACAGGUCAGGUCUGUCGAAACGCCCACAAGCGAUGUCAGUGAAUGCUCACCCAGUCCUGGACUGACGAUACCCGAAGCUAGGGAUGGAUUCUAUGGUUACAACGAUGAAAAGAAUCUUCAACACAUCGAAGGGAAGUACUGGGCUCAUCGGCGGACGUCUGAUACUUCGAAACCCAUAUCCAUCCUCGGCUCACCCAGUAUAUCGCCUGAUCCCCAUCCAGACGGUGGUGUUUCACCCUACGCAGCUAGUCUUAAGCUGUCUGCCAUCCCAGAAACUCUCCCAGCUAUGAACGAUGUUGAUGCAUCACCUUUUUUCGAGGACAAAGAGAGGGAGGAAAGAGCAGAAGCUCAAGUACACAUUGAUACCGCGAUUACACCCGAACUUGCGCGCAUAUACCAAUCGCUUCAGCAAUGUGUUGAGCUGCGCGAUAAAUACAUAGCCAGAUCGCUACAGAGGCUUGGCGAUAAUCCAAAGGACCAUGAUGGACGCUUUGGCGGCCUUCCUGAGGGUAUGGCCGAUGUGUCUGGCGUUAGGGCAGAUACAGACUAUGCUACGUUGAAGGAUUCUAAAAGUCCAUUUGAACCGUGGAAUAUAUACCCUAGACCCCCACCUCCUCACUGGCACUGGUCAAAGAAAGAAAAAGUGAUCAAUGUAGAUGGCCACGCCACGCAAUACGACGACUCUGACUCUAUACGUCCAAAGAUUCCUGGCGCAGACUCUUGGACGUUCGAGAUUGACGACAAGGGCGUUUAUCAGGUUUACGAAAGCUCGAAAGGUCCACCAUCUUCCAUUCCUUUCAACUACUCAGCUAUUUAUUAUAUCCUUUGUUGUCCAGAUGAAAACCAAAAGCCGUUGUUCGAUAUACCGAAUAUACGCGAAUACUUCGUGGACCUCGAUUAUGUUCUUUCGGUUAUUUCUGAUGGUCCAACUAAGAGCGUUGCAUAUCGUCGGUUGAAGUAUCUUGCAAGUAAGUUUGAGAUGUACAGCCUCUUGAAUGAGUACCAGGAAUUGGCAGACAUGAAGACGGUCCCUCAUCGCGAUUUCUAUAAUGUGCGCAAAGUUGAUACCCAUGUUCAUCAUUCUAGCAGCAUGAAUCAGAAGCAUCUUCUGCGAUUCAUCAAAUCAAAAAUGAAGCGUAGCCCCCAGGAUGUUGUCAUUUUCCGCGAUGGCGCAGAAUUAACCCUCGAGCAGGUAUUCCAGUCUCUGAAACUGACUGCGUAUGAGCUUUCCAUCGACACACUUGAUAUGCACGCGCAUCAAGACUCGUUUCACCGCUUUGACAAAUUUAACUUGAAAUACAAUCCUAUCGGAGAAUCUAGGCUGCGAGAAAUCUUCUUGAAAACAGACAAUUAUAUAGAAGGACGAUAUCUGGCAGAGCUGACGCAAGAGGUCAUGACUGACCUUGAACAAAGCAAGUAUCAGAAUUGCGAAUGGCGAAUCAGCAUAUACGGUCGGUCUCCAAACGAAUGGGACAAACUGGCCAAGUGGAUAGUUGGGAAUAAACUGUAUUCGCACAAUGUGCGCUGGCUUGUUCAGAUUCCACGUUUGUAUAACAUAUACAAAGACAAUGGUUCUGUUUCGACGUUUGAAGAUAUUGUCACCAAUAUUUUCCGCCCUUUGUUCGAGGUCACUCGUGAUCCCACGUCGCACCCCGAACUUCAUAUCUUUCUUCAGCGUGUGAUCGGCUUUGACAGUGUUGAUGAUGAAUCAAAGGCCGAAAGAAGGUUCCACCGCAAGUUCCCAUACCCUCGAUUGUGGGAUGCUCCUCAAAACCCACCAUACUCAUAUUGGAUUUAUUACAUGUAUGCGAAUAUGGCUAGUCUCAACAACUGGAGGCGGGCCCGAGGAUUUAACACAUUCGUUUUGCGCCCUCAUGCAGGAGAAGCAGGAGAUACUGAUCAUCUAACAGCGGCGUUCCUUACAUCGCAUUCUAUUUCCCACGGCAUUUUGCUCCGUAAAGUCCCAGCAUUGCAAUACCUGUUCUAUCUGAAGCAGAUCGGUCUUGCCAUGAGUCCUCUCAGCAACAACGCCCUCUUUCUCACGUAUGAAAGAAACCCCCUCCCUGAUUUCUUCAAAACAGGUUUAAAUGUCAGUUUGAGCACUGAUGACCCGCUUCAAUUUCAUUUUACAAAGGAACCGCUUUUAGAAGAAUACAGCGUCGCAGCACACAUCUAUAAACUGCCACAAAGCUCUCUCGCUGAGCUUGCCCGCAACUCGGUUCUCCAAAGCGGGUUUGAAAUGGAACUCAAGCGGCACUGGUUAGGUCGAGAAUGGUAUUUGCCUGGAGCAGCCGGAAACGAUAUUCACAAGACGAAUGUACCGGAUAUUCGUCUUGCGUAUAGACAUCGCACCCUGUUGGAAGAACUAGCUAUGAUCCGAGCCAAGCCCAGAGUACCAGGGUUGUCAUGA
Serpula lacrymans var. lacrymans S7.9 is the source of this 2436-nucleotide messenger RNA. RefSeq lists its product as uncharacterized. The record is from RefSeq and is a predicted model, not a curated record. The coding region runs from base 1 to 2436 and encodes 811 amino acids. The transcript is spliced from 14 exons. Gene Ontology annotation, molecular function: AMP deaminase activity. Gene Ontology annotation, cellular component: cytosol. Lineage: Eukaryota; Fungi; Basidiomycota; Agaricomycetes; Boletales; Serpulaceae. Gene Ontology annotation, biological process: IMP salvage; AMP metabolic process.